ACCUGGAAACAUCCUGAUUUUUCCUGGAAACAUCCUGAUUAAACCUGGAAACAUCCUGAUUUAACCUGGAAACAUCCUGAUUUUUCCUGGAAACAUCCUGAUUUUUCCUGGAGGAACCAUCAUCAGACAUGUCUCCUUUCCUGCGGAUCGGCUUCUCCAACUUUGAGAUCGAUCCCGGCUUGGCGUACUACGAAGAGGUGCUGAACCCGUACUGCGCCGUCUACAUGAAGGAGGCCGUGGACACAGAGAAAGGCCAGGUGUACAAGCAGAAGAAGCCCACCAUGUACCCGCCGUGGAGCUCCACGUUCGAUGCCCACGUCCACCGCGGCCGCAUCAUGCACGUCAUGGUGAAGGACCGGACGGCCGAGCUGCGGUCCGAAGCCACCGUGGCGCUGGACUCCCUGGCCACGCGCUGCAAGAAGGAGAACGGCAAGCUGGAGAUCUGGCUGGAGAUGAAGCCGCAGGGCCGCCUGCUGAUGGAGGCCCGGUAUUACCUGGAGAAGAGCGAUGCUGCCGGUCAGGCCGGCGCCGACCCGGACUCGGAGCGCGGCAGAGACGGCCUGUUCACCCUGCAUCAGCGGCGCGGCGCCAUCAAGCAGGCCAAAGUUCACAUGGUGAAGUGUCACGAGUUCAGCGCCACCUUCUUCCCUCAGCCCACCUUCUGCUCCGUCUGCAAGGAGUUCGUCUGGGGUCUGAACAAGCAGGGCUACCAGUGCAGACAAUGCAACGCUGCCAUCCACAAGAAAUGCAUCGACAAGGUCAUCGCCAAAUGCACCGGGUCGGCGGUGAACAGCAAGGAGACCAUGAUACAUAAGGAACGCUUCAAGAUCGACAUGCCGCACCGCUUCAAGGUGUACAACUACAAGAGCCCCACCUUCUGCCAGCACUGCGGCACCCUGCUGUGGGGGCUGGCCAAGCAGGGGCUGAAAUGUGAGGAGUGCAGCAUGAACAUUCAUCAUAAAUGCCAGAAGAAGGUGGCGAACCUCUGCGGCGUCAACCAGAAGCUGAUGGCUGAAGCUCUGGCCGUCAUCGAGAGCCAGCAGCAGGCAAGAAGUACUAAAGACGGUGACAUCAUGGGUCGAGAAGGUCCGGUGGGCAUUGGCCAGCCGGGCGUGGUGCGGGCACCGUCCGGGUUGGUACCGGGUCUGCCCAUCACACCGGCACCUGCUAGCAAAGAUCCGACGGGCGUUUUGUGGGAGGGGCCGACCGAGGUGAGCAGGCCGACCCCAGAGGAGCCGCUGUACGCCGUCCCAAAGAAGGACCAUCACCAGAAGUUCAGCGUCGACGACUUCGUCUUGCACAAGAUGCUGGGCAAAGGAAGCUUCGGAAAGGUGUUUCUGGCCGAGCUGAAGAGGAGUGGGAAGUUUUUCGCUGUGAAGGCUCUGAAGAAGGACGUGGUGCUGAUGGACGACGAUGUGGAGUGUACGCUGGUGGAGAGGAGGGUUCUGUCUCUGGCCUGGGAGAACCCGUUCCUCACACACCUGUAUUGCACCUUCCAGACCAAGGAGAACCUCUUCUUCGUGAUGGAGUAUCUGAACGGAGGAGAUCUCAUGUUCCACAUCCAGACCUGCCACAAGUUCGACCUGCACAGAGCCACGUUCUACGCAGCCGAGAUCGUCUGCGGCCUGCAGUUCCUGCACUCCAAGGGAAUCAUCUACAGAGACCUGAAGCUGGACAACGUCCUGCUGGACUCGGACGGACACAUAAAGAUCGCCGACUUCGGGAUGUGUAAGGAGAACAUGCAGGACGACCUGCGGACCUCCACCUUCUGCGGGACGCCGGACUACAUCGCCCCUGAGAUCCUGCUGGGCCAGAAGUACAACAACUCGGUGGACUGGUGGUCCUUUGGGGUUCUGCUCUACGAGAUGCUGAUCGGUCAGUCGCCGUUCCACGGCCGCGACGAGGAGGAGCUCUUCCAGUCCAUCCGGACCGACUCGCCUGUCUAUCCCAGCUGGCUCACCAAGGCGGCCAGAGACAUUCUGGUCAAGCUGUUUGUCCGGGAGCCGGAGGAACGACUGGGAGUGAAGGGAAGCAUCCGGCAACACGGCUUCUUCAGCAGCAUGGACUGGAGCGCCCUGGAGCAGCGGCAGGUGGCGCCGCCCUUCAGGCCCACGCUGACGUCACCAAGCGACUGCAGCAACUUUGACAAAGAGUUCAUCAACGAGAAGCCGAAGCUGUCGUGUGCCGACCGGACGCUCAUCAACAGCGUGGACCAGACCAUGUUCAGGAACUUCUCCUUCGUCAACCCAGGGAUGGCCCGCAUCGCCGCCCUCUGACCCAAAACACCCAGGGAUGGUCCGCAUCGCCGCCCUCUGACCCAAAACACCCAGGGAUGGCCCGCAUCGCCGCCCUCUGACCCAAAACACCCAGGGAUGGCCCGCAUCGCCGCCCUCUGACCCAAAACACCCAGGGAUGGCCCGCAUCGCCGCCCUCUGACCCAAAACACCCAGGGAUGGCCCGCUUCGCCGCCCUCUGACCCAAAACACCAUCACUGACUGAAACCGAGUCAAACUAAAUGCGAAUGAAGAUGAGCCCGUCAACCCCACUGGGACUGGAACCAGUUAGGUCCGGUUUGUCGGUUUGUUCUGAGGUUCAUGCUGACUGCUAACUGUGAUCCUCCUGAGACCCAAAUCCUUUUUCUCCUCAUUAGAACUGUUCAUGGAUUUAUUAUGAAUCUCAAUGCAUUUCUUUUCCCCUGGAGGAUUUAAUAACUCAUUUAUUCAUGGAUUUCAUGUUUUCCUCAGGGAGAGUGGUCUGUUCAUCUGAACUGAUGUUCCUCCAGCUGUGUCACAUCCUUCUGUGAAUCCAGGUGUGUUGAAGCACAGACACUAAAGUAGCAGGACUUAUUUAGAACAUGGCUCUACAUCAAUGUUCCAGACAAUUUACAUGAAGACAAAUUUUUCCAAUUUAACACAAGACGUUCAAAAAGUGAGUAAAUUAGUGGGACUUGAAAAACUUUUAAUCGAGUUACAGCACAGUCUGUAUUUAAUCACAUUUAUCUACCAAAUAAGCAACAUUCUUAUUUCUAAAGCAAUUUCUGCUGCUAAUUUAUUGAAUAAAUAGACAUAUAACUUCAAUAGCAAAUAUAUUGUUCGUAAUCUUUUGAGGUUAUUAAACCAUCAGAUUGAAGCAAAGUGCUGUUCAAGCCAUUUGGUUUUCAACUGAUUCAAGGAACUAAUUAAAAAAUGAUUCUGUAGGAAUGCAGAAGCUGACAUUAUUGGGGACGUCUGAGCUGCUGCAUGUUUAGCAUGAAAUGCUACUUUAGGCUUAAAAAGCUUCGCCAAUAGGCUAACUCCUCUUAGCAGAAUUUCUACACAAACAGAAAUUAACCGCCAGUGGACCGAGAGAAGCGGCUUUGUCGUCCAUCGCUGUUAGCGAAUGUCGCUUGUGCGUCACAUUUACUGGCGUACCAGAAACGCGCGGUCGCCGGAACCUUCCUAUGGAAAAAAAUGCGGCUAAUAUAUUUAACGCGUUAAAAUCCGUCAUUAAUUAUCGACAACAACGUGUUAAAGUCCCGAUCCUAAAAUCAAAACGAUAAUCGGUCUGAUAUUCAGCUGCUGUUAGCGGCCGCAACUAUAUUUCUAUUUACUCGAUUAGCAUUAGCUAACAGAGUAACUCUGAAUUACCAUUAGCUAGGAACAGGACAACUCCUUCAGCUGGUUUAAUGGACCAUAUGGAUCACAUUGAACCAUUGAAGUUACGGGAAAUAAAUACCUCUAAAAGUAAAAUAAGAGCCUGAAUAUGGUGCUGAUGAGUUUUAAGACAGUUUAUUCCUCUGUUUGUUUAUGUUCAUGAAAACUUUUCUCCUCUGGGUCUCAGGAGGAUUUCUGGUUCCUCAUAAUCUGUAAAUAAAACUUGCAUGUGAUGAAUUUGGAUUGAGAUAAACUUGGAUGUAAAUAAGUGAGUUGUACUGUAGUCAUGUGGAUGGUUUCACUCCUGAAUAUUUAUAUUAAUAAAGUAUGUUUGUUUUUAAAUGUUUGA
Gambusia affinis (western mosquitofish) is the source of this 3981-nucleotide messenger RNA. It is a transcript of the gene prkcq, whose product is annotated as protein kinase C, theta. Gene Ontology annotation, biological process: intracellular signal transduction; peptidyl-serine phosphorylation. The coding region runs from base 129 to 2276 and encodes 715 amino acids. The transcript is spliced from 18 exons. The record is from RefSeq and is a predicted model, not a curated record. Gene Ontology annotation, molecular function: diacylglycerol-dependent serine/threonine kinase activity; ATP binding. NCBI's taxonomy places the organism in Eukaryota, Metazoa, Chordata, Actinopteri, Cyprinodontiformes, Poeciliidae.